AUAAAAAUAUAAAUAUUACCAAAUACCGUGUGUUUUGACAAACAAAAAGACAAUUCAGCAGCAAUCAAACAUGUCAAACCAAAUCACCAUUCUGGACUGGAGAAAUUUAGAGUCAAACUUAAAACAGUCAUAUAAAAUUCCAUGGUUGUGGCUGCCAACAACAGUACGCAAUCUUGAAGACUCGUAUAUGCCAAAAUCCAACGCCAUCUGCAGACCCAGUUGAGGACAUUGCUAUAUUCCUCCAAUCCAAUGGUCUAUAUUUAAUUUUAGGCACUUUAUUUUACAAGUUAUGUUGUUUAGAUUCCUCUUUUUACUCUGACCCCAACUGUAACUCUCUUCUACUCUCCCCUAUAUAAAUUCUACCAAACUCUCUCCUUGCUCUUCAGUUCCUUCACAGCCACCACUCUUCUUUACCUCAAAGCAAAUGGCUCUCAUCCUGUUUCUUGCUUUCUCAUUCUUUCUUCAAGGAGCACUUGGUGGGAUUAUAUGUGAGAAGUUGCCUACUGAGCUCUGUUCAUUUUCGGUAUCGAAUUCUGGCAAGCGAUGCUUAUUAGAGAAGAACUAUGCAACGAGUGAUGGAACAGUUGCAUAUCAAUGCAUGACAUCUGAUGUGUCUGUUGCUGUCUUUCAUGAUUUCAUUGAAACUGAUAAAUGCAUUAGUGCAUGUGGAGUUGAAAGGAAAUCUAUUGGCAUUUCAUCAGACUCUCUUCUUCAGCCCCGCUUCACUGCCAAGCUUUGCUCCCCACAAUGCUAUGAAGCUUGCCCCAAUAUUGUUGACCUUUACUUCAACCUAGCCCUUGGAGAAGGAGUGCAUUUGCCUACUCUAUGUGAGGCACAACGAGCAAAUCCAAGGCGUGGCAUGUUCCAGAUUCAGAGCUCUGGUGCAGUUGCAGGUCCUAUUUCUGCCCCAGGUCCCAUUUCGGCUGAAUUAGACAUCUCUCCUGCCCUUGCUCCUAUUCCAGCUUGAUGAAAUUCCACAACUUGUUCCACAUACCUGCUUUAAUUUAUCCAUUAGGUUUCCGUUUUAAGUUAAACUUAUAUAUUAUGGAGAGUACUCACUCACCACUAUAUCAUAUGUAAUAGUCACUUUGAAAUUUAUAUAUCAACAUAUCAUUUCAAGCUC
Molecule: messenger RNA, 1123 nt
Organism: Mangifera indica (mango)
Lineage: Eukaryota; Viridiplantae; Streptophyta; Magnoliopsida; Sapindales; Anacardiaceae
Exons: 3
Coding region: 425-967 (180 amino acids)
Source: RefSeq, a predicted model, not a curated record